Molecule: messenger RNA, 3017 nt
Organism: Musa acuminata AAA Group (dessert banana)
Lineage: Eukaryota; Viridiplantae; Streptophyta; Magnoliopsida; Zingiberales; Musaceae
Product: probable 2-oxoglutarate-dependent dioxygenase SLC1
Exons: 4
Coding region: 107-1237 (376 amino acids)
Source: RefSeq, a predicted model, not a curated record
CCCUUCAUCGCAUUCCAUCCAUCUUCUUCCAGCACACUUGAUUGCCUUCUUUCUCUCUCUCAUACACACCCUGUCCAGGUUUUUCUCAAGCAGAAGAACCAAGGAAAUGGUGGCAAUGGACGUGGUGGUGGGGGCUGGCGGAAGGGAAGAAGAGACAGCUGAUGAAAACUACGUGAAGGGGGUAAGGCACCUGUGCGAGAGUGGCAUUUCGAGGGUCCCUGCCAAGUACAUCCUCCCUGUCCCGGACCGGCCUCAAGUUGCUCCACAUGAGAGGAAGGAUAACACUGGUUCCAAUCUAAGGCUGCCCGUGAUUGAUGUGGCUCGACUGCGUACGCCGGAUCGCGGUCGAGUUUUGGAGUGCUUGGAUAGAGCGUGCAGGGAGUAUGGCUUCUUCCAGGUGGUGAACCACGGCAUGAGCAGCGAAGCUCUACGGAGAAUAAUGGAUGUCGGGAGGAGAUUCUUCGGGCUCCCACUGGAGGAGAGAUCCAAGUACAUGACGAGCGACAUCAGGGGGCCGGUGAGGUACGGCACCAGCUACAACCAGAUACAGGACAGCGUGUUCUGUUGGAGGGACUUCUUGAAGCUCAGCUGCCAUCCACUGGAGGAGGUCCUCCCGUUCUGGCCCUCUGCUCCAAUGGAUUUGAGGGAUGAGGCGGUUUCAUAUGCUAAGCAAAUCAAAUCCUUGUUCUGUGAUAUCAUGGCAGCGGUCCUUGAGAUCCUGGGAGUGAACAGUGGCUACCUCGAGGAAUUCGAUGAUGGAACGCACCUCGUGGUCAUAAACUACUAUCCACCCUGCCCUGAACCCGAUCUGACACUCGGAAUGCCGCCCCAUUCCGACUACGGCUUCCUCACUCUCCUGUUGCAGGACGAUAUCAAGGGGCUCCAGGUUCAACUUCGCGGCAAGUGGAUCACCGUCGAGCCCAUUCCCAACUCUUUCGUGGUCAACAUCGGCGAUCAUCUAGAGAUAUUUAGCAACGGGAGGUACAAGAGCGUGCUGCAUCGCGUCGUCGUUAACUCGACGAAGCCCCGGAUGUCGAUCGCGUCCCUCCACAGCCUCCCCUUCGCGAGCGUGGUCAGUCCUUCGCCGGAGCUGGUCGACCGGGAGAACCCGAGGCUGUACAAGGACACCGACUUCGCCGCCUUCCUUGACUACAUAUCCUCCCACGAGCCGAAGCGCAAGAGCUUCCUGGAGUCGAGGAAGUUGCCUCCCCAUGAGGUGCGGUCCAAAAGUCAAUGAGGUGCAGGCAUCUUCGGUGGCGUGAGAUGUCCGUAAGAGUCCAUGCAUUGUAACCUAAAUAUUUGUCGGGCAGUAUGUGUGUAGUGUAACUCGACUCAUCGUCCUCUUGCGCUGUACCUCAGCGUCGUAAGAAGACAAAGAAGGCGGCACCCCCCUCCCCCCCCACGGAGAGGGCACAGAAGACAGCAUUCAUUUUUGCGUGUAAAAAUCUCCUGAUCAAGUGCACCAGAAAGCUUUAGUAGGUUGAACUCCUACAGCUCAGUGAUCUGUUGAACUUGCGGUGGUCUAGUGGAAGAAGAGCGUAACCUAAGGCUUGGAGCCCGGUCCGAACGGCCCGAUUUUAGAGAUCAUGCACGAAAUCGAGCCUCGACUCGUAGAAUACAUGUCGGAGGUUCUUUAAUUCUAGCGAACCUAUAAUCCUGAUGAUUGAUGUUGGCCCAUCCGUAUGUAGUUUUAAUUUCAGCGAACCGUGAAUCACGAGCCUCCAGCGUGUCUAUUUCUUUGACUCAAGUCAAAAUUCUCCUAAUCCAUACAAACAGAAAAAGAAAGAAACGAAAAAAAAAAAGAAAAAAGAAUAUGUAUCCGCGCAUUUAAUGCCUCCAGCGGCAUCCAAUGCGGGUUGAGUUACUGCAGGGCCCCGCACCGUUACCCAUCGUUACGCACCAUAACCAGGGAGGUUGGAUGCCUUCUUGCUUUCCCGGGAAGGUAUCCUAUGUGGGAGAGAAUAAAGGGUUAAUUAGUCCCCUGGGGGUUGCCAGUCACCAUGUUUUAGGUUUUUGACCAACCACUGCUAUUAAUCCUUGCUUGUUGAGCGUUUGCGGAUGGUACAGAACAAGAGAUAAAGAUGUAAGCAUGGAAACACAUCACGUUGUCUCUAUCCUAGAACGGACAGAAGAAGAAGAACAAGAAGAUAAGAUAGCUUCCAAAGGGCCCAUGAAGCAAAAGUAAAAAGCCAAGGAGAUCAUCUUGGAAGAAAGCACUAGAGCGCUGCGGAAGAGAGUGAGGAUUGAAAAGAAGAGAAUAUUGUUGCGUAACACCUACUGGCCGAGCAAUAACUCUUUCCCCAAACCCUACCUUCCGUGUUAAGCCUUGCCACCCUCCUUCCCGUCCUUUCCCCUCGCCCGUAUAUAUAUAUAUAUAUAUACAUAUAUAUAUAUAUGUUAUCCCUGUCCCGUUUAACAGGGGAAGUGUUAUCUCUCUUAUAGUAUGUCAGACUCCCCCAAGCUAUCCUGUGGCUGUGCGGCUACAGAGCCAGUGUUGCGGCCCAUCGUGACAGUGAGGUCAGAAGAAGACGACGGCAGAACCACCUCGCCAUUAAGAGAUGGUGACGGCAAUGAAGGGUGCCACACUCCGACGUCAGAAGAGAGCAAGCUGCCAUCUACUCCCUUGAACUGCCCGCCUGCGCCGAGGAAGCGCAGGAGGAUCGCCGUUAGCAGGAGGCGGCCACGGCCGGACCAGGUGGAGUUCAUCGUGGUUGGGGCCAAAGAGAUGGAGCAGCUGUUCUCGAGGAUAGAUCAGCCACCGCGACAUGCCAAGAGGCAAAGGUGUGAUAGUCCAGACGACAAGUAAGAUCGACGGCAGCAUUCAGCUUAUUUUUGCUGUUCCUCAUGGAUGUGCACUCAGAUCUGAUAGGAUUUGGUUCAUAAUCUUCUAUGUUUCUUCUUGUUAGAAGCUUUUAUAUGUGAGGUGACAGUUGAUAUGGUUCCUUAGACCUUGUGAUCCAAGGUGAUAUUGUCUUUGUAUUUCGUUUUCUUUAUCUUUUACAUAUUUUUUUCUUGUU